Molecule: messenger RNA, 9807 nt
Organism: Pan troglodytes (chimpanzee)
Lineage: Eukaryota; Metazoa; Chordata; Mammalia; Primates; Hominidae
Gene: MBNL3
Product: muscleblind like splicing regulator 3
Exons: 9
Coding region: 1088-2152 (354 amino acids)
Biological process (GO): regulation of RNA splicing
Cellular component (GO): cytoplasm; nucleoplasm
Molecular function (GO): RNA binding; metal ion binding
Source: RefSeq, a predicted model, not a curated record
GUUUGUUUUCGCUUUUGUAAAAUCUGAGCGUUAUGAUUUGUCCCCCUUUCCCUUCCUAAUGAAAUGACAAAGGGUCUGUGCAGCGGGGGCUGGGCUGCUGGGUUUGGGGGCGAGGCGCCACACCCCCUGAGAAUAAAGCCCGCGCUGCGCUCUCGGAGAACCAGGCACGAGUGAGCGAACCACACAAAGAAUAUAUUUCGCGACGAAACAGCGCCCUACAGGAAGAAAGUGCCCGCACUCCGAGCGUGAGCCGCAGCGCGACUUUUUGGCGCUCUUUGGGAGCAGUGAGAGAGAGGCGGAGGCCAGAGAGUUCGGGGUGGGCGCGGGAGCCGGGGCGGCCCUUGGCCGCAUUCCCGCCCGUCCCGCAGCGGCGCGCGGAGCCAGGUUCUGAAAAGUGCCUUUUCUGAAAACUCUGCUGCUUGGAUUCUACUCUAGAGCUGUCUCUUUAUAAACCCCUCUCCCUACCAUACCGUUCCCUGCCCUCUCCACCUCCCCGCCGAACCUGGUGUGCUUGUAGUUUACUGUCAGCAGCUGGUCCAUUUCUUUUUUCUGUGAUUCUCAAUUUUCUUAGUCAUUUUCCCUCCACUUGAUUUUGCAACGAAACUUUUUUUGGGUUCUAACAUCCUUCCCAAUCUUAUUAUUUAAAGCUAAUAAAUAGGGAGAAAAACUUUUCUCCCCCUGAUCUGAGACCAUUCCACAAAUCGAAGGGCAGCCAGCAGCAUAUGUUUUUUGCAAGAAUAAUUGAAAACAUCAACUGCAGAGCCCAGAAUUCUUUUGAAAGUCUGCCGGUUAUUUAACAUAAAUUCGGCAAAGGAACAAAAUAAAGCAUUCAUUAUCUUAACAGUUGGCUUCUUAGGAGUUGGUCUCUAAUUUCAUUUUUAGUUAUUCUGAUAGUUUUUAUGAUUGGCUUUUUGUUUGACUAGACCAGAUUUGACUUUAAUGAAAACCUAAGUGUUAACAAAUAGACAUUUCACCAAAGCAACCUGUUAUCUCUUCGCACUUAGUUUGAAUUCAUUUUUAAUCCUUUAAUAGUCCACAGUAAUAUUGUCCUAAAGAGGGUACAUUGGAUUUUAAUUUUGCUUUCAAUAUGACGGCUGUCAAUGUUGCCCUGAUUCGUGAUACCAAGUGGCUGACUUUAGAAGUCUGUAGAGAAUUUCAGAGAGGAACUUGCUCUCGAGCUGAUGCAGAUUGCAAGUUUGCCCAUCCACCAAGAGUUUGCCAUGUGGAAAAUGGUCGUGUGGUGGCCUGUUUUGAUUCUCUAAAGGGUCGGUGUACUCGAGAGAACUGCAAGUACCUUCACCCUCCUCCACACUUAAAAACGCAGCUGGAGAUUAAUGGGCGGAACAAUCUGAUUCAACAGAAGACUGCCGCAGCCAUGUUCGCCCAGCAGAUGCAGCUUAUGCUCCAAAACGCUCAAAUGUCAUCACUUGGUUCUUUUCCUAUGACUCCAUCACUUCCAGCUAAUCCUCCCAUGGCUUUCAAUCCUUACAUACCACAUCCUGGGAUGGGUCUCGUUCCUGCAGAACUUGUACCAAAUACACCUGUUCUGAUUCCUGGAAACCCACCUCUUGCAAUGCCAGGAGCUGUUGGCCCAAAACUGAUGCGUUCAGAUAAACUGGAGGUUUGCCGAGAAUUUCAGCGUGGAAAUUGUACCCGUGGGGAGAAUGAUUGCCGCUAUGCUCACCCUACUGAUGCUUCCAUGAUUGAAGCGAGUGAUAAUACUGUGACAAUCUGCAUGGAUUACAUCAAAGGUCGAUGCUCGCGGGAGAAAUGCAAGUACUUUCAUCCUCCUGCACACUUGCAAGCCAGACUCAAGGCAGCUCAUCACCAGAUGAACCAUUCAGCUGCCUCUGCCAUGGCCCUGCAGCCUGGUACACUGCAACUGAUACCAAAGAGAUCAGCACUGGAAAAGCCCAAUGGUGCCACCCCGGUCUUUAAUCCCACUGUUUUCCACUGCCAACAGGCUCUGACUAACCUGCAGCUCCCACAGCCGGCAUUUAUCCCUGCAGGGCCAAUACUGUGCAUGGCACCCGCUUCAAAUAUUGUACCCAUGAUGCACGGUGCUACACCUACCACUGUGUCUGCAGCAACAACACCUGCCACCAGCGUUCCGUUCGCUGCACCAACUACAGGCAAUCAGCUGAAAUUCUGAACAGCAGAGUUAUGGAGUAUCAGAAUCUUUCCAUGGAAACCUCCAUAUGGCCUUUCUAUAUAUAUUCUCGUAUGUCUUAUUCUACCAACACAACAAUAAGCGUGUUGCAGUCAAUGUAUUAAGCAAAGCAAACCUGCCAGCCAGCAAAUUCAAAUAAAAAAUAAAGCAUUAAAAAUCAAUGGAGAUGUUAAAACAACACAAAUAGAAAACUAGUAACUACCAACCAUCCAUCCUAUUUGAAUUAUCAAGCAGAACAUGACCAUAAAAUUUGGUAACUUGUUACAUUACUCUUUGUGAUUUUCUAAUAACCAUGCUAAGUGUAUUUCCACAGUGAGCUUUUGGCUUACUAUAUACAUUCUUGGUGGAUAAAUUGUUCAUCUGUUUUUGAAGUGUUACCUUACUAUUUUGUUUACAAGAUAGUCUAUUGGGUUGAUUCAGGAUGUAACAAAUAUAUUCAGUACCAUUUCUUGUGUUGUAUUGUGUUGUGCUGUGUUAGGUUUUUACAUACUGUAGUGUUUUGCUGUAUAUGUGUGGUGUUUGAUUUCAACUAAAGUGUUAUUAGUGGGGAACAGAAGUAUAUGUGCUUAAGAACAUGACAGGUUCAUGCAAAUAUGCUCUCUUUAGAAUAUUUCUGUAGGUUUCUUGGGACUGACAUUUAAAACGCCUCACUUUUGAAUGUGCACAAAACCUGCUCAUUAACAUGCAUGUGUAUAAUUUGUACCUGCAGAUCUGAUGUUGCAUAAUACAAUCAAAUUACUAGAUUUUUUAAAGAGAGAAAUAAUUACCUGCACAAAGCAGAGAACUUCAUAAAACAUUAUCCCCUAAUUCACUCUUCUUAAAUAGCUUGGCAAAUAAGACUUUACCUUUAAAUGAAUUUCUCAGCAUUUAUACUAAAAAUUAUGUAAAGUGCUCAUUAGAUUUUUUGUGUGUGUGGCUUGAGAAUCCCAUCUCCUAAGUUGAGUGUCUAAAACUGAGCCAUUUGUCAUCUUCAGCUGAGAAACUGGUACUUGGGAGCUUAAAAAUAUGCUAAUUACAAGUUAUAAAUCAAACGGAGAGAUGGGGGCAUGGAGAUAGUUUUUACGUACUGGAGGAAAGUGUGUAAAACCAUGGCAAUGUCACCUUUUACACAAAUGCCAUUUUCCAAAUGCAAAUGGCUCAUGCUCUUUAGACUACUCUUUGAAUAACAAGUAAGAUGCAAUCUAGCAAAAGUCAGUCAGGGUGAAAGAGAAUUGGUUGCAAAUGAGGACUUUCCUCCCCAAAUGGACAGUCUUCUCUGUUGAUCACAGAGGGAGCCUGAGUACAGGCUUGGAGAAAUGGCUAGGACAGGGAACAGGGAAGCACUUACAAUUAUUCCUUGAUUUAUUCAAAAGAACUGGGAAAGAUGGUUGUAGUUGUCUUUAGCUUCGGUUCAACUGAGUUUCGUUUUGUUAAACAGUUCAGUGAAGGAGAAAGCACCUGUGAUAUAUGGCAAGUGUCCCCCUGCCCAAACUUUAACAUCAGACCCUCUCACAUCAUAACCAAGCCUCUUUUAUGCUUGUUUGGAUUCGUUUGCCUUUAUAUAUGUUUGAAAAUGACAAUAGAGAGGGUUUUAUCACCCUUUGAAUGAGACAGAGUGGCUAUACUCCACAGAGCUCAGCUGAGUUCACAUUACUAAUAUUUAUGAAAGAAUUUUACAACCAAAUAAUUCCUGUGGUGUGUGACAUAUCUCAUCCACUCUACUCAUUUAUUAAUGUUAUUAUACAGUGGUGGAAACACGUGACAUUUUACAUCAAGUAAUAGAUUUAAUAUUUUCUAGUAAAUAGGUGCUCUUCCACCAGAAAGUAUAAAACCAUCAUAUACAUAUAUAUAUAUAUAUAAUGGUUUUUCUCCUUCAUGAAAAUGACAAGUAAAAAGCAAAUCUGAUUGAGGAUACCUUAAGCUGGCUAGAAGUGUUUGAAUCACAGAACAAUGGAAUUAGCAAAAUCCUUUUUAUAGUUGAUGGAACUGAAUCCAGGGGCAUAUGACUUGCCCAAGGCUACCUUAGCCAUUGUGGGACCCAGAAAUAUCUCCUGCUUCCCAUUGUUCCUCCUUUUCACAUUGUUUUUGCUUCAGAACAUUUGAUGCUCUCUUCCAAAGCAGACCCAUUUGGCUCAGAAUACAAGAGAGCAAAAUUAGCUUUCUGGGAAUUGAUACUCUGUUGAUCUUAAUUAUCCAUCCAAAUCCUGAUCAACAGUGCUUUCUAAACAAACAGCCUUGCUUGUAUUGAGUCAUUGUCAGCUGUUGACAAUGUUGCGUGGAAUUAGAGAUCAAGAGUUGUCCUGACCUUUACCUAUGGACUCUUUGAACCAGUUAAUUUCUGUUUCUGAAAUCUUAACAUUGCUAUAGAAGAAAGUAGUGUAUGCCUUUUUGAAAUUCAUCAUGUAUGGAACUGAGUUUUGUAUGAUCCGUGCCAGUGCCUCUCCAGAAGGGCAGAUCUGAUUACAUGAAUCCAGGAGGGAUGCACCUGAGCUAGUCUGGAUAUAUUCCUUAAAGGAGACAAGAACUUUUUUGUGCAAAAUGAACUUUUGUGUAGUUUGACAUCUGCAUGCAGUGAACUGUCUCACUUAACUUUUUCAACUUUGGGCAAAGAUAUACAUAAACCAUAGAUAAUAGACCUAGAGUACAGCUGUUUUCAUGUUGCGUUAAGCACUGGAAGACAUUAACAAUGACUUACCUUAAAGUAAAAGGUUCCGUGAGGGGUAUUUAGGGCCAUUGUAUUUUUGGUGCCACAAUUUUCUACAUUGUUGGCAUUUUAAAAGUUGUUUUCUAAAUGAACUUAAGGAAAGAAAGCUCAAAGCCCUAAAGUUUUGAUCAAAUUCAAUAGAGUUUUGAGAAAAAAAUACAAUUUUAAGAUAGCACUCUUUAAACUAGAUGUGCAAUGACUUAUUCAAAUUAUCUUUAUUCAAGAAAAGAAAAGAAGAAAGAUAAGUCAUUAGACUAUAAAUUUCCAUUUAAAAAGACAAGUCACAAAACUAAUCAGUGACUCUAAACAAAAAUUUACUGGAUGAAUUGUAUAUAUAAAAUUCUAAUCACUUAUGAUUCUUAGUUAACAUUUUAUAAGCUUUGUAUUUUACAGGGGCCUCUAUUUAUCCAAAUUUAUUGUUUUUGUCCAUUUUUCUCAUCCUUUUGCAAAAAAUAUGCAAGAGUGCUGAAACUUGGAUAAAACGGGUCAUGUAUACAGAGAAAAUAAUCUAAAAGUUAUCUUUAAGAGGGUUUUAGUAGUGUCAACUUUUUUAAAAAGUACUAUGUGACCAUAACAUACGUAUAUUUUAAAGAGGGAUUAAGAUUAAAUUAAAAUAAAUGGAUUCAUAAAAUUGCUAUUUAAAUACAGUAUUUACUUUUGUAAUUGGAGCAUGAUUCCACAACCAGCUGUGGCAUUUCAUUUCACUUUUCUAGAUCAGAGGCUUUAAUUUGUAGUUAAUCAUGAUGUGGAAAGUCAUCUUCUCUCUACUCCAUCAAUUUUUUUCAUCCGUUUUUGAACAUGCUGAAGCACUUUGAUCUUGCCAUAAGUGUUGUCCUAUACCACCAGGUGGUGUUCACUAAUGGGAGGGCCUCAGCUCACCGGCUCUCCAAUUUGGGAAAAAGCAAGUACCUCCUCCCUACCAUCAGCAGAAACUGAAUGAAAUUAAUCUUUGCAACUUGAAUCUGUUUUAAGUAGCAUUACCAAUAAGCAUAGUGAUAUCUGAAUAAGGAAUGACAUUUACAUUACAUUUUAUUAAAUAAGAGAGAAAGUUAAUGUGCUACUUGAAAUGUUAUUUGGUUCUUUGUCCCCCUCUUUGCAGAGUAUAGAUAAGGAUGCUCUUAGGUAAAAUGCAGCCACAAGUUUUCCGAGUUCCUUUAGUCUGUAGGGUAGGCUAUGAGGUACAGAAUGAUUAGAAACUGAAAUCCUCAUUAUUUUUCUCUCAAAUACAUUUCACAUACAUUGAAACAGAAAUAGGCAAAAUUUAUGAGGGAAAUCUGAUUUCCCAAUUCUGAUGAAUAGAUAUACUAAGACAGUAGCCUUGUUUAACCAGUGCCUGUAGAAGGCACUAGAAUAAAUAGCAUGUCCAAGAGUAUAACAACUUUUUUUGUAAAUUUAGUUACUAGCCUAAUCAAACUGUAAAUAUAACUCACUAAUUGGUACCAUAUUUUCAUUUUUCUUAUUGUUCAUCUUUAAGGUUUCAUUUUAUUGCUUUUUUGUAGCUCUAAGUAACUAAUCAAUUUAAUUUCAAAGGAAAGUUAAAGAAAGUUUAAGCUUUUACUGCAUGGAUUCUACCCGCCUAGCUAGGUUCUGAACUGACACUGAAGUAUGACAAGAUACAGAUUAUAGUCCAAAACUAUCCUUUACAGUUCACAAUUUAAGAACAAAUUUAACUUUAUAUACAAAUAAUAAUUGUUAUCUAAUUAUAUUUAGUUGUUGCUUUGGCAACAAAAUUACAACAUGGCUACCUUUAGACAUUUGUGUAUGUGAACAUUUUACUUGUAAACUAUAGGUGAUUUGUGACAGUAUGAGCCUGUAGAAAAUACAGCUCAAAACUAUGAAAACAGACAUGGUUGGGUUCUUUUUUAAUCCCAAAGGCCCAUAUAUAAAAGCUGAAUUUGUGUCCUUGUGUGACUUUUUGUGAAAAAGUUUAUAACACAUGGAUUCUAGAAUCAGGCUUUAUAGUUUAUAGAAUUUGUUGUGUGGAUAGGGUUAUUCCACAGUAUUUAGACUUCAAAACGCAAUCAUUGCAUUUUUAAUACAUUACCUAACUUUUUUUAUAACUUAAUUCAAAAUUACCCCAUUCAAGUGGCAUAGCUGUAGCUGCAAAAAUUCUGUUUUCUGGAAUUACAUGAGCAAAUAUAGCUAUAUGAGGAUUAAUGUAUGACUAAAGCCUCUUUUGAAAUUAAUUCAUAUUUUUAAAACUAUACAUAAAGAUACUGUGGAAUGACCCCUUAACAGUGUUUAAGAAACAUAUGCUGCAGUUAAUUGACUGUCUCAGUUAGGGUGCGGAUGUGUGAGACACACCUUUUUUGCACUUAUGUACAUAGCCCAUGAAAGCAAUCCUUGGAGCUUUUUUUAAAUGUAAGAAGUCUGUGAUAAUAGUGGAAAAGUUAGUAAGAGAGAGUUAUUUCUAAGGCUUUGAAAAGGAGGGUGUUUUUGCUCUAAGACUUAACUAAAGCAUAAUGUUGCUUUGCUGUUAUGGAGGCUUUCUAGUUUGCUACAGGUCACCAAAAGAGAAGGCUAGUAACAGGUAACAGGUCAGCCUCAGCUAACAGCACUGAACAAGAGUAGAAUAACUUCAUCUUUUAACAAGAUAAUUAGCAAAGAUUGUUUGCUUUUUAAAUUAAUCCCCCCUAUAAACACACACACACGUGCGCACACACACGCACACACACACACCGGGCAGUUUCUAGAACAAGUUUUCCUUUUUCAGUGGUUGUAAGCAGUGAAAUACCUCAUGUAUUACAAGAUAGAUAUUACCGUUAUGAUAGAAUCAGAUUUCAUCUUUCACAGAAAGUGAUCAGCUGAUAUAUGUGUCAGUUAAAAUGUUUAUCAAUUAAUAGGUAUUUAAGCGACAAAUUGUUAAUGUUGACCAUUGUUCCUCCUUUAAGAUCCAGUAACCAAAACCAAAUCGGUAACCAUUGAAAGAUGAUAUUUAACAGUUAAGGAUGGCCAGCAUAGGGCAGUUCAUUCCCUUCAACAAAGGGAAAAAAAAUGCUCCUGGCACAACUUUAUAACUGGCUUCAUUUACAUUAUACCUGUUCAGUGGAAGCUGUUUUCUGACCUACCUUUACCAGAUUACAAAGUAGUUAACUGUGCCACUUCAGCCUCCCACUGUUUUGUUUUAACUAAACAGAAGAGAACCAGCCAAAAUCUUACGUAACACAGGAGCUGGAAGACAAUGUUUCAAUCUGACCAUCUCUGCCAAUUUUAGCUCCCACGCCACCUAUAGAUAGCCAGUUAACUUUCUUUUUGCCCCCAGGCAAUGAGGCCUAGAAGAGGUCAAGGUUAGAAAGGUUAAGCAUUUGAUCACCACAGGUACUUGUAGUACCUAGAGAAGGAGCCCAUCCUGGGGUUGGUGGAGUUGGUAUUGCUACUCGUUUUGAUAGUUCUCAUUUACAGAGAAAGAAAAAUAAGCCAAAGCCAGAAAGCAAUCCAAGCCUUACAGUUGUCCAAUACCUCAGGGCCAGUUGGCUAGAAUUUUCUUUUCCCUCAGCCCAUAAUCACUUAGAGUUAGCCAUACAACAAACAGCCUGACAAUCUGACCAGCAUUUCCAUUGAUAUAAAAUGUAAGCAUUCCUUCAUUCUGUAGUUAGGAACUCCAACUUCAGCCUUAUCUCCAACAUAAUUUCCCAAUUUAACCUAUGUACUGAUAUGGACAUUUCUUUGUGAAUAUGCCAGAUUCAAGAAUGUAUUUUUCUAAGGUCAAUAGAGAUAUGACAUUUUAAGUCAGGAAAAAUCACCUAUAAAUUAGUAGGAAUAACUGUAGAAGCAUCACAAAAGAUACCCCAUGAAUAGAUGGCAUGGUGUGCAUGCUGACAGCCACGGGGUCAUACUCUGGAGUUUCAACAUAGAGGCUGUGUUUCAAUAAAUAAGACAAAUUGGGGAAUUAAGUAAAACAAAUGGAUGUAACUGAGGCCCCCCCCCAAAAAAAGCCCUCUAUUACUAACCUCAAGAAAGUAUUUAGUUUGACUAAUUUGUGCAGUUUCCAGCCCUUCUACUUGUUCUUGCCUGUAAGAGAAUCACUAAUACUCAAAAGCUGGAUUAUUGAAGAGAAAUUUUAUCUUUAAAUAGAAUCCAUCCACAAUUAUGGUAUAUGUAAAAAAAAAUGUAUGACUAUGAAAUAAGUCGCAGCUCUUUGCAGAUAUUGCAAAAUCCUUGCUAGGCAUCUACAUCAUAUUAGUUUUUAAAAAAAUACCUCUGUAACAAGACCUAAAAGUAACCUAUUAAGCAGUGCUUUUUUCUCUGAAAACACACAACCUAAAGAUUUAUCUGUCAUAAAACUGCAUGGUUCCAGAGCUUUAUUUCUGUGUAGAGAUGCUAUUUGUUAGUGAUGGAAACAAAUUACUUUGUUGCUAUGUCUUUUGUGUCUAGCAGUUGAGAGAAUGAUAUGACCAUCAUAUCACUGGAUUAUGGGAAUGAAUGCCCUUUUCAAAAUAAACUUAUUUAUUAAUAUUUUAAUAUUAUUUUAAUAUUAUAAUAUUAAUAAUAUUUUAAUAUUAUUGUUGCUGCUUUAACAGAAAAUGAGCCAUUUGUCCCCAUGCUCCCAAAUUACAAUGAUUUAAAUUAAAAAACUUUUGAAGGAUUUUCCUAAAUAUAUUCUUUUUUAAAGGACUAACUUUGUGCAUUCAUAUAACAACAAUUUGGAAUAAUGUGAAAAAUGGAGGCACAUAAUUUGGGUGGAAAAUGGCGAUUAAAAAUAUAUAUAAGAAAAUUAUUAGCCAUGUGUAACAUAUUUAAAUAAUGACCAGAAUAUUUCAUGAGUACCAACUCUUCCCAUAGUAUUUUUCCUCCAAAAUGCAAUAGCUCAUUCCCUCAACUGCAGAUGCUUUGAUUUUUUUUCAAGUUAUAGUGCUGUAGUGCUUGUUUAUGUUUAAAAGUGCACAUUAUGCAGCUCAUUUUAGUAUGCUACUUCUGUUUAUUUUUUGUUCUUCUAAUAAAAUGCAUAAACUUC